Molecule: messenger RNA, 2607 nt
Organism: Hippocampus comes (tiger tail seahorse)
Lineage: Eukaryota; Metazoa; Chordata; Actinopteri; Syngnathiformes; Syngnathidae
Gene: pak4
Product: p21 protein (Cdc42/Rac)-activated kinase 4
Exons: 11
Coding region: 202-2142 (646 amino acids)
Biological process (GO): protein phosphorylation
Molecular function (GO): ATP binding; protein serine/threonine kinase activity
Source: RefSeq, a predicted model, not a curated record
UUGGUUACCCCACAUUCCACAACCUGCCGCUGAAAGCUUGCUGCCAUUGGCCCCGGCCAUGCUUGCUUUUGUUUGAAAGAAGCCUUGUGACUUCCUGCUCCGAACCCAACCUGGGUGAUUUCUUUUUUCAGCUUUGAGGUUUGUGUGUGUUUGUAUUUAUUGAAUUCUGAUGCUCGGCCGUUUGCCGUCCUGGCCGCCACCAUGUUCACCAAGAAGAAGAAGUCGCGCAUCCAGAUCUCAGCGCCGUCCAACUUUGAGCACCGUGUGCACACAGACUUUGACGAACAGGAGCAGAAGUUUGUGGGCCUGCCACGCCAAUGGCAGUCACUCAUCGAGGACACGGCCAAAAGGCCCAAGCCUUUCAUCGACGCCACCGUAAUCACUACCAUGGAGCCGCACAAGACCAUUGUACGCGGCACGAAGCUGGGGGCGGACGGCUCUCUGACUUGGCUUCUGGAUGAGUUUGACACCAUGUCAGUGACUCGCUCCAACUCACUGCGGCGGGGCAGCCCCCCCGUGCAGCCUCGCUUGGAGAACGGAGACCCCCACCAACGACAGCCCUCACAGUCCGACAGAGAGCGCCUCGGGUCGGACCCCCACGGUGACCCCCGCCACGCUCAGCACCCCGUCCGAGGCUCCCAGCGAGAAGAUGGGAUCCACGCUCGGCCUCAGCAGCAGCCCCGAGGCCAAGAGCCAGGCCGGGGCAACAGAGACAGACCAGGAUCCGGUCCCCCACCACCACCUCCUCACAGAGACAGACAGCAUCGGGACCAGAACCAGGAUCAGCUUGUCCGCCGCGAUCCGCAUGGUGAACACAGGCCAAAGUCCAGCUACCAGGUGCGGGAUGGCAGCCCACAGUCCCCCCGGGAAAAGAGACCCCUCUCAGGGCCCAACAUCCGCACCCCUAACCUGACGGUAACCGAUGGUGUGAUGAAGACCACUCAGCAGACGACGCGGCCGUUCAACACGUAUCCUAGGGCGGAGAGCGACGGGGGGCGCAGCCCCACUGGGCCGCCAGUGCGUCCCCACGAGUCAUCCUCUCAAAACGGCCCCUCCAUGCCUCUCCGAGGGUCUUCCGGCUCCAAGCCCCCCAUCGGCCAGCCGCAGCCUCACCACACCUCGUCGCAUCCCAGCCUGACGCCAGAGGCGGGUCAACACCCGCACACCCCUCACCCCAGCGUGCCAGCCCCACGGCCACCAGCCCCCUCCGUCCUGCCGCCGCCGCCCGAUGCCCGCUCCCCGCAGAGAGAGCCGCAGAGGGUGUCCCACGAGCAGUUCCGGACGGCUCUGCAGAUGGUGGUGGAUCCCGGCGACCCGCGCACCUACUUGGACCACUACAUCAAGAUCGGAGAGGGGUCCACGGGCAUCGUGUGCAUCGCCACCGUCAAGACGACGGGAAAAUUGGUCGCCGUGAAAAAGAUGGACCUGAGGAAGCAACAGCGCAGAGAGCUGCUCUUCAAUGAGGUGGUGAUCAUGCGUGACUACCACCAUGAAAACGUGGUCGAGAUGUACAACAGCUACCUGGUGGGUGACGAGCUCUGGGUGGUCAUGGAGUUCUUGGAGGGAGGCGCGCUCACAGACAUUGUGACGCACACCAGGAUGAAUGAGGAACAGAUCGCCACCGUGUGUCUGUCUGUCUUGAAGGCUUUGUCGGUGCUGCACACGCAGGGCGUCAUCCACCGCGACAUCAAAAGUGACUCCAUCCUGCUCACGCACGACGGCCGGGUGAAGCUGUCCGACUUUGGCUUCUGCGCUCAGGUGUCAAAGGAUGUGCAGCGCAGGAAGUCUCUGGUGGGCACACCGUAUUGGAUGGCGCCCGAGCUCAUAUCACGACUUCCUUACGGACCUGAGGUGGACAUCUGGUCACUGGGCAUCAUGGUGAUCGAGAUGGUGGACGGGGAGCCGCCGUAUUUCAACGAGCCGCCACUCAAGGCCAUGAAGAUGAUCCGAGACAACCUGCCACCCAAACUCAAGAACUUGCACAAGGUGUCACCCGUGCUGAAGGGCUUCCUGGACCGCAUGUUGGUGCGUGACCCAUCCCAACGCGCCUCCGCGAGUGAGCUUCUGAAGCACAGCUUCCUCAGCAAGGCUGGCCCGCCGUCCUGUAUUGUGCCCCUCAUGAGGCAAAACCGCAUCAGAUGAGGACUACUUGUACAUUUUGGGCUUUUCUACUGUGGGAGGGGGGCAUCAUUUCUGCCCUGGAUACAAAACAAUAAUUUGGGCUUGAGUGUGUGAGUGAGUUGGUUGGUGUUCACUCCUCAAGUACGAUUCUUACUGCUAAUGAAAAGAACACUGUAUUGUAACCUGCCUAACCUGGAACCUUUAUUAUUAUUUGGACCCGGCUUGGAUUUUGAGAGCGGACGGAAGACCCUGGGCCCGGUCCCAGUCCCACCUGGAUUUUUGACUACUGAGAGACACACGACAGCGGGAAAAAAAAGCAAAACAUGAAGUCAGAGGUAAACACUGGAGUUGAUUUUGUUGCUUUUAUGUGUGUACGUGUGAGGAGUGUCACGAUCAUGUGAUCUUGAUUUGAUUUUAAUGUUUAGGAUAAUUUGAUGUGAUGAUGAUUUUUCAAGCACUGUCAACACACACACACAUACACACACA